CCCACCCCUGUUUGUGAUGUUGUUGGUUAUUUGCUGAUAUUUUUGUCGAGAGAUAUUUUUUGAUUCGAGCCUGGGCCAACUUUCAAAAUCAAUUUAAUUUCUUCAUGAUUCAUCUAUUUGUUAAUAUUAGCAAAAAUAUUUUAUUGCCAUGACGGGGAGUUCUCUUGAUUCUGAAAUAACAAGAAGUGAUAAAUAUUCAAUAUUAUUACCGACGUAUAAUGAAAGAGAGAAUUUACCCAUAAUUAUUUGGCUUAUUAUUAAUUAUUUGGAUGGAAGUGGAAUUGACUACGAAGUGGUGAUAAUCGAUGACGGCAGUCCUGAUGGUACUCUUGAUGUAGCAAAACAGUUACAGAAAAUCUAUGGUUCCUAUAGAAUAGUUCUUCGUCCCCGUGAGAAAAAAUUAGGUCUUGGUACGGCUUAUAUACAUGGAAUAAAACAUGCUACAGGAAACUAUAUCAUAAUUAUGGAUGCAGAUCUUAGCCAUCAUCCUAAAUUUAUUCCACAAUUUAUUGAGAAACAAAAAAGCAAAGAUUAUGAUAUUGUAACUGGCACUCGUUAUGUUGGUGGUGGAGGGGUGUAUGGUUGGGACUUCAAAAGAAAGCUAAUAUCAAGAGGUGCCAAUUUUAUAACUCAACUGCUGCUAAGACCUGGUGUCUCAGAUUUAACAGGAUCAUUUAGAUUAUACAAGAAAGAUGUACUACAAAAGUUGGUUGAUAGCUGUGUUUCUAAAGGCUACGUGUUCCAAAUGGAGAUGAUUAUAAGGGGAAGACAGCUCAACUUCACGAUCGGCGAAGUUCCUAUAACAUUUGUCGAUCGUGUUUACGGCGAGUCCAAGUUGGGAGGUUCAGAGAUUGUACAGUUUGUAAAGGCUCUGUUAUACCUGUUCGCAACGACAUAAAGUUCAAGUUAAACAAAAAUCCAAUGUAUUAUGUACUACUUGGCAAAUAAUGAUUAAUAAAACGUUAUUUCUUGGCUAUAAUUAAUUACCCAUAAUAACUCUUUAAAUAUCUUUUUUGAAUAUUCUGGAUGGUUAGAAUCAUAGAAAUAAGGUUGACAACGCACCAAUUCAAUUAAAUGAUCUGUAAUUGCAACAAAAUUAAGGAUUAGCGGUAAAAACAUGCACGCAUCGCGCAGAAAUCUGUGCCGGCGCUGCAACGAGACGCAGAGCAGGACAGACACAUGUCUGCGCCGUACGUAGCUCUUAGUACGUACAGAUAUUACGAAAUCUACUCUGCCCUGUGCUGUGUGGACCUGCGUCUCAGCACACGCUUCGCCUCAGUGUCGCGUUAACAAGCAGAGGUGACGAGCGCCGCGGCUGGCUUGCCCGCCGGCUAGAGACACUCACACUACCACAGUGUGCGUGUGAACUCGCAACCACAAGCAAAGGCCGCUCGUGUUUUUUUACAAGAAAUAUACCUAUUUUUGUUAGCUUUUAUUGUGUAAUAAUGUAAGAGACUUAAAUAUCAUCAUAACCAUCUAGAUGUUUGGUGUUACUACAUAGUGUCCAAAGGUGAUUUCCACAUGCUGCACACCACACAUGUGGUGUUUCCAGGUAGUUACGACGUGGGCUUCAAAUAGUGUUUAGUGCUAAUGGGCAUCGGAAAUUGGAAUAAUAUGUUUUUGUUGUAUUUGAAGUGUUGCAUUCCUAUAGUUGAAAAGUUCCUCCCUAUAUUCCUAAAGUAUAUAAUAAUAAUCAGAACCCACGUCAUGACUUUGAGACUAGUUCCAAUAAUGACAAUAAAAUGUGUUAUUGUUAAAAUAUAGAUUAUAAUGUAAUUAUUAUUUACAUAAUAUGAAUAAUGUAAUGUAUAUACAGAAUUAAAAUAAAUAUUUGAAGGAAAUAAAAAAAAUUAAUUAUAAUUUA
Molecule: messenger RNA, 1864 nt
Organism: Leptidea sinapis
Lineage: Eukaryota; Metazoa; Arthropoda; Insecta; Lepidoptera; Pieridae
Gene: Dpm1
Product: dolichol-phosphate mannosyltransferase subunit 1
Exons: 5
Coding region: 149-898 (249 amino acids)
Biological process (GO): protein O-linked glycosylation via mannose; GPI anchor biosynthetic process
Cellular component (GO): endoplasmic reticulum membrane
Molecular function (GO): dolichyl-phosphate beta-D-mannosyltransferase activity
Source: RefSeq, a predicted model, not a curated record